AUGAGAAAACGAUCUGGCCACAGUUCUAUAUUUCAUAAUGAAGGCACUAGUACCUAUAAAGUUCCUGAGGUACUAAUGAAAGAAGCUAGAAAAAGCGGCAAAUUAAAUUUAUCAGACAAGCAAUUAACAGUAUGGCCAAAUGAAAUAUUUGACCUUUCAAACAGCUAUUCAACAAAUCAAAAUAUUGAUUUUGAUCAAACUGAAGAAGAUGAUAGUUGUAAAUGGUGGGAAGUUGAACCCCUAAAAACUCUUGAUCUGUCCAGUAAUUAUCUUAAAACAAUUCCUGUUAAAAUUAAAAUUUUAGACAGUCUAGUAACAUUAAUGCUGCACCAUAAUAAUUUGAAUUCAUUACCAGGAGAACUAGGUCAAUUAACAAAGUUGGUAACAUUAAAUUUAAGUCAAAAUGAACUUCAUGAAUUUCCUAUGGAAUUAUCUGGAAUGAAAGAAUUAAAAAAUAUAAAUUUAUCUAGUAAUUUAUGCAAAAUAUUUCCUGAUUUUUUAUAUGACUUAGUUUUACUUAAUUUUUUGGACAUUUCGUCGAAUAAAAUAGAAGAAAUAAAACCUGGUAUAGGUUUUUUGACAAGGUUGGUCAAUUUAAAUUUGUCUCAUAACAACUUAUCAAGCAUUCCUUUGGAAAUUACAAGCUGUCAAGCAUUAAGAGAUUUGAAUUUGUCAAACAAUAAAAUUACAUCUUCCGGUUUACCAGAUUUAUUUGAUAUGAAAAAACUGGAAAUGAUUCAACUUCAACACAACAAAUUAACAUCACUUCCCUGCUUAAGAGGUUGCUCCGAGUUAAAAGAGAUUCAUUUAGGAUUUAAUAUGAUUGAGGAAAUCACAGUCGAAGAAUUGAGUACUCUUUCUCAUUUAAAAGUCAUUAAUCUUCGAAACAAUCAUCUUAAAGAACUACCCAAGGAGAUUUCUUGUUUUCUUAAUUUAGUACGGCUCGACUUAUCUAAUAACGAUUUGAUGGAGUUACCAAAUACAUUAAGCAUACUUCCUCAUCUUGAAAUUUUAUUAGUUGAAGGGAACAGUUUACGAUCCAUUAGAAAAGAUAUAAUUCAUGGAGGUACUCAUAGGUUGCUAAAUCAUUUAAAGCUAACAAUGCCCCUUGCUGAAGCAGAGAAAUAUUUACAAUCACAAUAUCCUUGUGAAAAAGAAGAAUUUCCUGACAGGUACGCAAUGAGAUGUAGCAAAGCAUUAAAUUUAUCAAACAAAAGUUUAUGUAAUGUGUCUAAAGCUGUUUUCGAAGAAGCUCUUGCUGUUCCAUGUACAAUUGUUGAUCUGUCAAAAAAUAAAUUACUAGAAAUUCCUUCUGGGACCUGGUUACUUUGUAAAACCCUUAACGAUUUAAAUAUCUCCUGUAAUCAAUUACAAGAAAUACCUGCAGAAAUCAAAACAUGUCUCAAUUUAAGAUAUUUAAAUAUUUCUCAUAAUAAUAUAAAAGAAUUACCAGAUGAAUUUGCAGCUUGUACUCGAUUACGUGAACUCGAUAUUUCAUUUAACAGUUUUAACCAGCCACCGAUGUGCGUUUACAAGUUUCCCGCUCUCGAAAUUCUAUUAUUAGGAAAUAAUAAAAUUUCUUUCAUUGAUGCUGAGGAAUUAUUAAAUUUAAAAAUGUUAACUCAUUUAGAUUUGACAAAUAAUAAUUUGACCGAGAUACCACCCUUGAUUGGUAAAAUGACGCAAUUACGAACAUUGAAAUUGGAGGGAAAUCCUUUACGCGUUCUUCGACCCGCUAUUAUAGCAAAAGGAACUGAAGCCGUUUUGUCUUGUUUUUCAUUUAAUUAG
This is a messenger RNA of Pediculus humanus corporis (human body louse), 1788 nucleotides long. RefSeq names its product leucine-rich repeat-containing protein, putative. The transcript has 12 exons. The coding region runs from base 1 to 1788 and encodes 595 amino acids. Gene Ontology annotation, molecular function: protein binding. The record is from RefSeq and is a predicted model, not a curated record. NCBI's taxonomy places the organism in Eukaryota, Metazoa, Arthropoda, Insecta, Psocodea, Pediculidae.